AUGCAGCGGGCCAAUCGCCUUAGCGACGAUGAUAUCCGAGAGGAGGUUGACACCUUCAUGUUCGAAGGUCAUGACACUGUCGCAAGUGCCCUCGGAUACGCGUUGUUCUGCCUGGGUAACUAUCCGGAAGAACAAGAGAAGCUCUUCCAAGAAGUCAAAGAAGUGAUUGGGCCAGUGGAUCGCGAACUGACUCAGGACGACCUUCUCCAGCUGAAGCAAACGGAGAAGGUACUGAAAGAAGCUCUUCGAGUAUUCCCACCAGUUCCAAUGAUUGCUCGACGUCUUCACGAAAACGUCGAUUUCGGUGAGUUCUGUUUCUGA
Cooperia oncophora is the source of this 321-nucleotide messenger RNA. The record is from the annotation of a GenBank genome assembly. Lineage: Eukaryota; Metazoa; Nematoda; Chromadorea; Rhabditida; Trichostrongylidae.